AGUAAUAUAUUGAGAAAACAAUAUUUAUUUAUAUUAUAUUCACACAUAUAUUGAAUGAAGUUUAUAAAUUGCUUCACUUAUAUAUAAAUUAUCGUUAGUAAUAACCACAACUAGUAAUACUGUUGGCGAGUAAUUUCGCGUUCGUCUUAAAACUAAAAGCGCUUAAUUACGCUUUCGUUGCACUACCUCUCUUUUGAGAAAGCGAUUGUAAGCGAGAAAUGAUGACGUUUUCGCUAUGAAAUUAUGAUGUCAUUUGCUUUACGAAAGCGUGUGAAAGUGCCAAGUCGAACGCCGAUAGCGACGCUUGUGAGCACUUUCAGUGGGUGCGUUCCACUUAAUGCCCGCAACGCUCGCGAGCGUUGCUUAUCCUUGUUUAAUAUUUGAUAACCAACAAGGAUGAAAUGAUUCCACGGUCGUUGCGAGCUUUAAGUGGAACGCACCCAGUGUGAAAGCGAGCAAGACGAACGCAUCCUUAUUGCCCUCGCUUACUUGUCGCGUUUGCAUCGUCGCAUCUUGACGUAGGACGUAGUCGUAGACCGAGACGCAAGCGCGACCGCGACGAUAAACACGACGCGACGCGAUAAGCAGCUAUACACAGCCAAGUAUUUGUACAAAGUGUCAAACUACGAUUGUUGACAAGAAUGGAACGCCUAAGAUACAAGUUGAGAAAGUACAAUCAGGAACAUCUGCUCAGAUUUUGGGAAGAAUUGAUGGAUGAGGAUAGAAAACAGCUGGAGAAUGAUAUAGCAGAGUUUGAUUUGCAGGAAACUACAGAAUAUUUCAAGAGGGCUUUGGAAUUAUCCCAGCAUAUUGGACAGAGUACACUGGAUGACAAGAUACAGCCAAUUGACGAAAGCAAGAUUGCCUCUGCCAAGACGUCUACUGAAGAAAAAUUGAACAUGUAUGAAGAACAUGGUUUAAAAGAAGUAGCUGAUGGUUGUGUUGCAGUAUUGUUAUUGGCAGGGGGUCAAGGAACACGGUUAGGAGUCAACUAUCCUAAGGGGAUGUACAAUGUUGCGUUACCAUCGCACAAAACUCUCUUCCAAUUACAGGCGGAAAGAAUACUUUGUCUACAAAAUAUCGCACAGCAACGAUAUGGAAAACAUGGAGAAAUAACUUGGUAUAUCCUUACUAGUGAAGCCACUCAUGACGCCACUGUCAAAUAUCUAAGUGAACACAACUAUUUUGGUUUAAAAGAGAAAAAUGUCAAGGCUUUUAAACAAGGUAUGCUACCGUGCUUUACCUUUGACGGAAAAAUUAUUUUGGAUGCAAAACAUCGUAUUUCCAAGGCUCCCGAUGGUAAUGGAGGAUUAUAUCGUGCUUUGAAAAAUCAAGGAAUAUUAAAUGAUAUGUCACAACGCGGUAUCCGGAGUAUUCAUGCACAUUCCGUGGACAACAUCUUGGUGAAAGUAGCGGAUCCUAUAUUUAUAGGAUAUUGUUUACUGUCUAAGACUGACUGUGCAGUUAAAGUUAUCGAGAAAUCUUCUCCUUCUGAAGCUGUUGGCGUAGUUUGCAAGGUGGAGGAUCACUAUCAAGUGGUUGAAUAUAGCGAAAUGACAAAGGAAACUGCACAACUUCGACAUGCCAAUGGACAACUUGUAUACAAUGCUGCUAAUAUAUGCAAUCAUUACUUCACUCUCAACUUUUUAAAAGACGUCGGAUAUUUUUAUGAGAAACAUUUGCCUUUGCAUGUGGCGAAAAAGAAAAUUCCAUACAUUAAUAACGAUGGAGAAAGAAUUGUUCCAAAAAUUCCUAACGGCAUUAAGAUAGAGAAAUUUGUAUUUGACGUCUUUCCUUUUGCAAAAAAUUUUGCAGUGUGGCAAGGAACGCGUGAAGAGGAAUUUAGCCCGUUGAAAAAUUCAAAUUCCGCUGGUGAAGAUUGCCCGAGCACCGCCCGCACCGAUUUGCUCAAUUUACAUAAAAAGUGGUUACUAAAGGCAGGUGCAAAAAACGUCGGGGACAAUGUCGAGAUCUCUCCUUUACUUUCAUACACGGGAGAAAAUUUGUGUCAAAUCGCAAGCAACCAAUCUUUUGUAGGACCAAAAGUUCUUAAAUAAUCAAAAUACAAAAUUUAUUGACCUAUAAUAACAAGGUAUCUUGGCAAAUGAUAGUUUUUGAAUGAUAAAUUAAGGGGAGCUAAAGUGCCCAUCAAACUUGAUUGGGGUUGAUAAUGUAGAGUCAUUCGUGCAUAUCAUUAACAAGAUUUCGUAUGUCUUUCUUUUACAAAUUCGGAAAUCCGUUUCCAGAAUUAAAGUAUACAUAUUAAUAUCAUUAUAUGAACUGGAUUUUAUACUGAGAAUAAACAAAAUGUUUUUCAGACUGCUUUUUCUAACCUAUAUCUGGAUUUACAAUUAUAAAAAAUUCAUAAAGCUAAUCUUUUUCUUGACUUUUAAUCUUACAAGGGAACCUCGCAAACCCGAAAAUUCUGAUUUUAAUGAAACUUGACAUAAAUGUAGAGGGGAUAAGUACAUAAAUUUAGAAAUUUUUAGUUGCUGCUUAUAAACAGUUUAAAGGUUUGAAACCAGUCUUAAAAAUUGAGUUUUCUCGAUAUAUCUCAUAAACUAAACAAAAUAUCAAAAAAUGUUUUAUACAAAAGUUUUACAGCAUAAAUACUUCUACUUAAUGAAUAAAAACGGUCAAAACGAGCAAUAAUUAAUGUUGGAAAAUAUAAUAAAAAUUGAGAACAAAUAAAUGAACUGUUUCGGACUUACUUGUCCUUCCUUAGCGUAAUAAAACCAUAUCAAAACGGAGGUAUCAUGAUAUGGUUUUAUUACGCUGAGAAAAGACAAGUAAGUCCGAAACGGUUUGUUUAUUUGUUCUCAAUUUUUAUUGUGUAAACCAAGAAUAAAUAUAUUAAUUCAUUAUAUUUUCUAACAUUAAUUAUUGCUCGUUUUGAUCGUUUUUAUUCAUUUUGUAUUGCGUUUGCAUAGCACAAGCUGGUUGUAAUAAUUAUUUCUACUUAACUAUGGUGUUUAUUUUUUGAAAAAAAAUUUUUCAAAAAUUAUUCUUUAUAUCUUUCCUAUGUUGAAUAUUUAUUGCAUCAAAAUUUCAAUUUUAGUGAAAUUCAGUACAAUAUAGAGGGAGGGGGGGGCAAUACACGAACUUAGAAAAUUUUAAUUGGUUCUAAAAAACGGUUUAAAUGGUUAAAAUUACCCUUCAAACGUUGAGACAUUUUUGCCUUUUUUUGAUAUAUCAUAAGCUUAACGAAACAUCAAAAAAUGUUUUUGUACAAAAGUUUUAUAAAUAUCUCUAUUUAAUUACGCUGUUUAUUAAAAAAAAUUUUUUUUAUAAAAAUUAAUAAAAAAAAUUUUUAAAAAAUUGACUUUUAUGCAUCUAGCAUUUAUAAAGUAAUUAUACUGUCUUAUACUACGUAUCGGCCAUUUUUUUCCAAUAUUCCACGGUUUUUUUUUCUUAUAGUUACUAUUUAAAAUUUCGUUUUCUGGUUCACAAUUAUUCUCAUUAUCACGUUCAUAAUUAUCAUUAUUUUUUACAAAUUUUUUUUCUUUAUCUGUUACAAAUUCUAUGUCAGUUAAAUCCACUUCCCAAUAAUUUUCAAAUUCCAAAGCAGUAUUGGUGUGUACGACAAAUGCUACAUUAUUUAUUAUAAUAUCCUGUAUCACUUCAUAUAAUUGUAUUUCUAUUCUAUUUAUAGGCGUUGAGAAAGUAUGUGUAAUUUGAAAUAAAACAACAUAUUAAAAAUAUUUGCAACAUU
Messenger RNA from Monomorium pharaonis (pharaoh ant), 3712 nucleotides. RefSeq names its product UDP-N-acetylhexosamine pyrophosphorylase (gene mmy). Gene Ontology annotation, biological process: UDP-N-acetylglucosamine biosynthetic process. The record is from RefSeq and is a predicted model, not a curated record. NCBI's taxonomy places the organism in Eukaryota, Metazoa, Arthropoda, Insecta, Hymenoptera, Formicidae. The coding region runs from base 642 to 2057 and encodes 471 amino acids. The transcript has 3 exons. Gene Ontology annotation, molecular function: UDP-N-acetylglucosamine diphosphorylase activity.